AUGGCUGGAGACUUCGCGUUCGACUCAUUAAUUUCUGCGAUUUCCUUGCCCGUAUCGGAUGCGGGCUUAGACCUGGCAGUCGAGACUAUCCAAUUACUCCUGCGAAAGAAAUACGAUGAAACGGAGAAUCACUUUGGGCACGCCCAAAUCCUCCAGCUCCUAAAGUCCUGUCUCAAGACGUACUUUACCUUCAACGGAACUAUACACGAGCAGGUGGAGGGCACGCCCAUGGUUUCGCCCAUUUCCGGACUCAUAGCAGAGGCGGUCCUGCAACGGUUUGAGUCGCCGGUUUAUUCGACACCACAGAGCUAA
Dibothriocephalus latus is the source of this 312-nucleotide messenger RNA. Lineage: Eukaryota; Metazoa; Platyhelminthes; Cestoda; Diphyllobothriidea; Diphyllobothriidae. The record is from the annotation of a GenBank genome assembly.